AUGAAGCUCUUUUUUGUAUUCCACCUCCUCUGCCAGACAUCCCUGUCUUCACUCAGCCCUCCCGCAGCCCCAGUACCCCUUGACUUGCCCCUGAAUAAGUCCUUCAUUUCAUUGACUUGGUUCGACAAAUACCAUGACUAUCAAGCCCACGUUGAUUUCCUCCACAGCCUCGCAAAAAAGCACGCUCACUUGGCAAGAGGGAUUCAUCUCUUUGGGAAAUCAGGGCCUGGUCAAAAGCCUGCCAUCGUCUUCUUUGGCACCAUUCAUGCCCGGGAGUGGAUCACCACCAUGGUCACUGAGUACACCGCGUACAAUCUGCUGAAAGGGUACCGCAUCAACAGGGACAUCAAGCAGGCACUCAACAGCUUCGACUUUUACAUAUUUCCAGUAGUAAACCCUGAUGGCUUUGUCUACACCCAAACCACGAACCGCAUGUGGCGCAAAAACAGGCAGACGCAAAAGGGCACCGCGUGCGUCGGCCGCGAUCUCAAUCGCAACUGGGACGUCCAAUGGAACCAGACAGGCGCCGCGUCAUCCAGGCCCUGCCGCCAGACCUACAAGGGGCUGACACCCCUCGACGCACCUGAGACGAGGGCUCUGGCCACAGAGCUGAAAGCCAUCAAGAAGCGGCAGGGGCUGCGGCUCUUUAUCGACUGGCAUGCCUUUGGGCAGCUGGUCAUGUACCCAUACGGACACUCGUGCGACAAGAAACUGCCGCCUUUCUCAGCGACGAGUUGGCUGGCUGGUGAGCUCGCCGAGGCCAUGACCAAGGUGCGCGGCACCCGGUACCGAGCGGGCACGGCGUGUGAUUUGCUGUACCCGACCUCGGGGGACAGCGCCGACUAUGCGUUUGAGGUGCUUGGUGCAGACUACGCCUACACAGUCGAGUUGCGGCCCGAGGUGGGAGGCCGAGGCGGGUUCAAGCUGCCGGAGGACAAGAUCUUGGCGACUGCGGAGGAGGCGUGGGGAGGGAUCAGGCAUGUUUUGAAGUUGAUUCAUCUUUGA
Parathielavia appendiculata is the source of this 1005-nucleotide messenger RNA. RefSeq names its product peptidase M14, carboxypeptidase A. The record is from RefSeq and is a predicted model, not a curated record. The transcript has 5 exons. NCBI's taxonomy places the organism in Eukaryota, Fungi, Ascomycota, Sordariomycetes, Sordariales, Chaetomiaceae. Gene Ontology annotation, biological process: proteolysis. Gene Ontology annotation, molecular function: zinc ion binding; metallocarboxypeptidase activity. Bases 1 to 1005 code for a protein of 334 amino acids.